AUGAAUGAAUUACAAUCUUAUUUGAAUAUUGAUUAAAAUGCUCCAGAGAAUAAUUCCUUUUACAAUUUUAUAUUAAGAUUUGCAAUGUGGUUUUUAUUAUUAGGUAAUAGUGUUCCAAUUUCAUUAUUGGUUACAUUAGAAACAGUUAAAUUCUUUUAAGCUUAAAUGAUAUAAUGGGAUAAGAAUUAUUUAACAUUUGAUCGAACAGCAGCUGUUCAUUCCUCAAAUUUAAGUGAAGAAUUAGGAGUUAUUGAAUAUAUAUUUAGUGAUAAAACAGGAACAUUGACAUAAAACAUAAUGAAAUUUAAAUCUAUUAUUAUUGAUGAUAUUGUUUAUGGAGAUAUAGAGGAAUAACCUUAAUAAGAAAUAAUAGAUGAGAAACCUUUUAAGGAAAAAUAGAGAAUUGUAUCAUAAAAUGUAGAUUUUACAGAUGACACCCUAUAUUCUGAAUUAGUAUCUGAAUUCAUGAAUAAAAAAUCUGCUAAGAAUUUCUCAAAUAAUGAUCAUGUAUUCUUAACUCUCCUAUGCUUAUCUUUAUGUCAUACUAUAUAAACGGAAUUAGUUGAAAAUAUUGAAUCAGAAAUUUAAUAUAAUGCUAGUUCUCCAGAUGAAUUAGCAUUGGUGAGUUUUGCAGCAGAUAUGGGAUUUAAAUAUAUUGGUAAAGAAGACAAUGUAAUGAAGGUUUACAUUAAACAUAGUAAGGAAACCUUAAAGUUUUAAAUAUAAUAGAUUAUUGAAUUCAAUAGUACUAGAAAGAGAAUGUCAAUUGUUUUAAAAGAUUAAAAUGGAAGAUUGACUUUAUUUUGUAAAGGAGCUGAUAAUGUGAUUUUAUCUAUGUUAUAAGAUUUUGAUGAAAAUGAUUCUAUUUAGAAAAAUAUCUUAUUUGAAAUUAAAAAAUAGUUACAAGAAUAUGCUACAAUUGGUUUAAGAACUUUAGUUUUAGGAUAUAAAGAAUUGGAAUAGAAAGAAUAUGAAAAGUUUUUAUCUGAAUAUAACAGAGCAUAAGCUAUUUUAGAUGAUGAUUAGUUAAGAGAAUCAUUGAUGAAUCAACUAGAAGAAAUGAUUGAAAAUAAUUUAUAAUUAUUGUGUGCAACAGCAAUUGAAGAUAAAUUAUAAGAUAAAGUUGGAGAAGUAAUUGCUGAUUUAAAAUCUGCUGGAAUUAAUGUAUGGGUUUUGACUGGGGAUAAAAUAGAAACAGCUAUUAACAUUGGUUUUUCAUGCAAAUUACUGACAGAUUAAGUUAAACGAUUUAUAAUAGAUGGAGAUGUAGAAGGAUAAGUUGAAAGAUAAUUAGCUAAAGUUACUAAUUAUAUUAAUGAUCAUCCUGAUGAACCUUUAUCAUUGAUAGUAUCAGGUGUAGCUCUUGUUAUUAUCAUACACAAUUUUAAAGAAGUUUUCUUUAAAGUGGCAUUGAAGGCAAAUGCUGUUAUGGCUUGUAGAGUUUCUCCUAAGCAAAAACAAGAAAUUGUAAAUUUAGUUAGAAGAUUGACUGGCAAAAUAACUUUAGCGAUAGGUGAUGGUGCAAAUGAUGUUGCUAUGAUUACUUAGGCUCAUGUUGGUAUAGGAAUUAGAGGUUUAGAAGGGUAGUAGGCAGCAAAGGCUAGUGAUUAUGCUAUUGGAGAAUUUAAACAUUUAAGAAGGUUGUUGUUUUAUUCAGGACAUGAAUCAUAUAGGAAGAAUAGCAAUUUAAUUCUAUUUAACUUUUACAAGAAUUAAUUAUAUAUUGGAGCUUUUUUCUUUUUUGGUUUUUCAAACGGAUUCAGUGGGCAAAAUCUAUAUGAUUAAUGGUUGUCCUAAAUUUUCAAUGUAUUUUUUACUAGUUUACCUAUUAUUCUAUAUGCUCUAUUUGAUGAGAAAUAUCCAAAUUCAAAUUAUAUGCAAUUAGUUUAAGAUAAGGCCAAUUUCUUAGAAUCAAGACCAGAUAUUUACAGGGAGUAUCUAACUAAGCCUAUCUUUAAUUUAGUGUCUUUUUGGCAAUAAUUUUUAUGGGGUUUGUUAUAAGCAAUAUUAUUGAUGGUGAUUUCAUUUUAUGCAUUUGAACCUAUAUCCCCACAUAUUCAUGGAUAGAAUUCUACCUACUUAGAAGCAGGAAUGACUAUAAUGAGUGCAGUUGUAUUUAUUGUAAAUUUUAAAGUGCUACUUCUACACAAUACUGUAAAUAUUAUAUAUUAAUAAAUUUCUAGAAUUAUCCCAUUAUAGUUUAUAUUAAUAUUGGAUCAACAACUUGUUUUAUAUUAUUUUUCUUACUUUUCUCACAAUACCCUUUUUUUGAAAGUUUUGAUCUCUUUCAACGAUUGUAUGAGUGUUUUAAUUACUAUUUGGCUAUGAUAUUGAUGUUGACUGUAACUAACUUUUUUGAUCUUGGGAGACAAAGAUACAAUUAUUUUGUGGAAUAAUAUAGAGAGUAUUAGUAACACAACCCACCAAAUUAAUUAGAAAUUGAAAUGUGA
This is a messenger RNA of Paramecium pentaurelia, 2450 nucleotides long. Lineage: Eukaryota; Ciliophora; Oligohymenophorea; Peniculida; Parameciidae. The record is from the annotation of a GenBank genome assembly.